Melanotaenia boesemani (Boeseman's rainbowfish) is the source of this 1917-nucleotide messenger RNA. RefSeq names its product histone deacetylase 2. Gene Ontology annotation, molecular function: histone deacetylase activity. NCBI's taxonomy places the organism in Eukaryota, Metazoa, Chordata, Actinopteri, Atheriniformes, Melanotaeniidae. Bases 141 to 1613 code for a protein of 490 amino acids. The transcript is spliced from 14 exons. The record is from RefSeq and is a predicted model, not a curated record.
GUCGCCGAGCCCCCAUCCAGGCCCCUCCCCGUCAGCCUUGUGCCUGCCAUUCAGCUAGGCUGUGUGGAUGUCGUUCAUCCCAUUCUCCGUCUGAUAAAACAAAUUCAAAACAACUUUGUUUCUGUCAAAGUGCUUCCAGUAUGGCUUACACGGCUGCAGGGGGGACCAAGAAGAAGGUCUGCUACUACUACGACGGUGACGUAGGAAAUUAUUACUAUGGACAAGGACAUCCCAUGAAACCGCAUCGUAUCCGGAUGACUCACAACCUGCUCCUGAACUACGGACUUUACAGAAAAAUGGAGAUUUAUAGACCACAUAAAGCAACGGCAGAGGAGAUGACGAAAUACCACAGCGACGACUACAUCAAGUUCCUCAGAUCCAUCCGGCCAGACAACAUGUCCGAGUUCAGCAAGCAGAUGCAGCGAUUCAACGUUGGGGAGGACUGUCCUGUGUUUGAUGGGCUGUUCGAGUUCUGCCAGCUGUCUGCUGGAGGCUCUGCUGCUGGAGCAGUGAAACUGAACCGGCAGCAGACGGACAUCGCAGUCAACUGGGCCGGAGGACUCCACCAUGCAAAGAAGUCUGAAGCCUCAGGCUUCUGCUACGUGAACGACAUUGUGCUGGCCAUCCUGGAGCUGCUGAAGUACCACCAGAGGGUGCUGUACAUUGAUAUAGACAUACACCAUGGAGACGGAGUGGAGGAGGCCUUUUACACCACAGACAGGGUCAUGACCGUGUCCUUCCAUAAGUAUGGGGAGUACUUCCCUGGAACUGGAGACCUCAGGGAUAUCGGAGCUGGCAAAGGCAAAUAUUACGCCGUCAACUUCCCUCUGAGGGACGGCAUCGAUGACGAGUCUUACGAGCAAAUCUUCAAGCCUGUGAUGGCCAAGGUGAUGGAGAUGUACCAGCCCAGCGCGGUGGUUCUCCAGUGUGGUUCAGACUCGCUGUCAGGAGACCGCCUCGGCUGCUUUAACCUCACCAUCCGUGGACAUGCCAAGUGUGUGGAGUACAUAAAGUCUUUCAACCUGCCGCUGCUGAUGCUCGGUGGAGGAGGAUACACCAUCCGUAAUGUGGCCCGCUGCUGGACCUACGAGACCGCCGUGGCUCUGGACACAGAAAUCCCUGAUGAACUGCCAUACAACGACUACUUUGAAUACUUUGGGCCUGACUUCAAGUUGCACAUCAGCCCCUCCAACAUGACCAACCAGAACACACAGGAGUACAUGGACAAGAUCAAGCAGCGGCUGUUUGAGAACCUGCGGAUGCUGCCUCAUGCUCCAGGUGUUCAGAUGCAGGCGAUCCCUGAGGACGCCGUCCCAGACGACACGGUGGACGAGGACACCGAAGAUCCUGACAAACGCUUGUCCAUUCGUGCUACAGAUAAGAGAAUAGCCUGUGAUGAAGAGUUCUCAGACUCCGAGGAUGAAGGUGAGGGAGGCAGGAGGAACGUGACCAGUCACAAGAAGGGAUCCAAAAGGCCUAGAGUGGAUGAAGACAAGAAGGAGGUAGAGGAGAAGAAAGCUGAUUUAAAAGAAGAAGAAAAGAUGAAGGACAGCAACUCUGAGAAGACGGACACCAAGAGCAGUGUGAAGACGGAGCAGACCAGCAGUGCCUGAAGUCUCCAUGCUGUCCACCCCCCAGGAUUCAACCUCCACCCAGAUGCUGUCGCAAGCCUCGUAUUUAUUGUGAUUUUCUAUUUUUUACCUGUAAAUCUCUGUGAUCUGUCUGUAGCGUCGGCUACAGCCAUGUUUGAUACUAUGAACUAUGUGUCUACAAAGUGCUCGUUCUUCUGAGGGAAAUGUGAGAUUAUUUGUUUUAGGAAGCUGUGGGUGAAUCCGUAGACCAUCCUGCAACAUUAAUGAUUGAUUUUUUUAUAUAUAUAUAUAUCUUGCAUUUGUCAAUAAAACUUUUUAUACCGUU